Molecule: messenger RNA, 2913 nt
Organism: Medioppia subpectinata
Lineage: Eukaryota; Metazoa; Arthropoda; Arachnida; Sarcoptiformes; Oppiidae
Source: the annotation of a GenBank genome assembly
AUGGUUGUCCGGCGCGAAGAAGCGCAUCGGGCGCUGGAACUGCUUGAAGAGUACCACUCGUCGCUCACAUCACCGCAAGACAAACAGUUGCGAAACGCCAUCGAGAGAGUGAUCCGCAUAUUUAAGUCGCGACUCUUUCAGGCGCUGCUCGAUAUCCAAGAGUUUUACGAAUUGACUCUUUUGGACGCAAAUAAGUCUGUCGUCCAGAAGACCACCGAAACCAUUGACAUCGCCUCCAAGUGGGAGAACUCGCCUCUGGUGUCCGGUUCGGGCAGUUCUCUGCAGUCAAAUAGCAGUCCAUUACUGGGCGGUGACAACAGUUACGAGCGGCUGUCGACCCGAUCUUUUACCACCAAAAGCAGUGACGCCUUAUAUCGGGGCGAAGAAGACGCCGACAUUAGGGGUAAACACGUGUUUAUCGCCGACUCGUCGGAGGACAUCGAUUUGUCCCAAUCGUUGGAUGCGUUGUCGCGUAUGGAAAGACUGACCCAUUCCUCGUCUCCCUUUCCAUUCAUCAAAACAAUGGCUGAUUCGCCGAAUCGAAAGAGCGGUGAUAUUAUUCGUUCGGUUCUUCACAACAAUAACAGCGAUACCAACAAUGAGAACCAUUCGCACAACGACUUGAUGAACGAAGAGCUCCUUCUGGAGGGCCAGUGGGAGUACGAAGAGAUCACUCUCGAGAGGGGAAACUCGGGGCUCGGCUUCUCGAUCGCCGGCGGCAAAGAUAAUCCGCACAUUUCGGACGACCCGAGUAUUUACAUCACGAAACUGAUCACAGGAGGCGCCGCCGCCAACGACGGCCGGCUACAGGUCGAGGAUAUAAUCCUCAAAGUAAACGAAUACGAUUUGGUAGACGUCCCGCACUCGGCGGCCGUCGAAGCCCUCAAAAGGGCCGGAAAUAGAGUGCAUUUGUUGGUGAAGAGGCGAAAGUUGGCACAAAUGCCCGCAAACUAUCAGUUACUCGAAAUUGAAUUAAUUAAAGGCAAUAAAGGACUCGGUUUUAGUAUCGCCGGCGGUAUUGCCAAUCAACACAUCGCCGGCGAUAAUGGCAUUUACGUGACCAAAAUCAUGGAGAGCGGGGCCGCGCAUCUGGACGGCCGGCUCGACGUCGGCGACAAAUUAGUGGCCGUCGGCGACAAGAAUCUUGAGAACGUGACCCACGAGGAAGCGGUGGCCACACUGAAGGCCACCAGCGAUCGCGUACUUCUCACUGUCAUUAAAUACAGACCACUCACACCAAUACAACACAAUCUGGUCUCUCAUUACACGAAUCGCAGUCAUUCAUCGCUGUCGGGCACCGCUUCGGUCGGCAAUAUAGCCGCCGCGGAACCGACGGCCGCCGUCUCCACGCGUUCACUACAGACACCGCCACUCAAUCAGACCGUCGAUUACUCGUCGGAUAUGUUCGCCUCUAAGUCUAGUGUCAACACUCCGAAGGCCUCGAGCGAAGAGGACAUGACUCGUGAGCCGCGGCGUGUAGUGCUGUCGAAGGGCGGAACGGGUCUCGGCUUUAAUAUAGUGGGCGGCGAAGACGGCGAAGGAAUUUUCAUAUCAUUCAUUUUGGCCGGCGGUCCGGCAGACCUCUGCGCUGAGCUUAAACGUGGCGAUCAGGUUAUGUCCGUCAACGGAGUCGACCUCAGGGGCGCGACUCACGAACUGGCGGCACAAGCGUUGAAAAACGCCGGACAGACCGUCACUCUUGUGGUGCAGUACAGGCCUGAAGAGUACAAUAGAUUUGAGGCAAAGAUCCAUGACUUGCGCGAACACAUGAUGAUGAAUACCACCGGAACACUGCGGACGUCGCAGAAGAAGUCACUCCACGUGAGGGCUCUCUUCGAUUACGACCCGUUGCGUGACUCGGGUCUCCCCAGUCGUGGCCUUCCCUUCAGAUUCGGAGACAUUCUGCACGUGAUUAACGCGUCGGACGACGAGUGGUGGCAAUCGAGGAAACUGUUGCCCGACGGCGAAGAGGAGACCGGCUUUGGUAUCAUUCCAUCGAAACGACGGGUAGAGAGGCGAGAGAGGGCUCGACUUAAAUCUGUGAAAUUUCACGGCAAGAAUAACUUCUCGACCGACGGCAAGACGUCAACCAUUGACCGCAAAAAGAAGAACUUCUCGUUUUCGCGAAAGUUUCCGUUCAUGAAAUCGCGCGACAGUAACGAAGACAUCUCCGACGCCGACAGAGAGUCGCCCACCAAAGACGUGGGCAACGCCUCGUCAACCAUAUCAGUUCAGGCGGCGGUCGCGGCCAGCGGUGACUCCGAAGUGAGUUCACUCAAAGGCGAUGAAAUCAUUUUGUCGUACGAAGCCGUCUCUCAACAGGAGAUCAAUUACGCCCGACCUGUGAUAGUGUUGGGACCCAUCAAAGACCGCAUUAACGACGAUCUCAUCAGCGAAUAUCCCGACCGAUUCGGUUCGUGUGUUCCGCACACGACUCGCUCCAAACGGGACUUUGAAGUGGACGGACGGGACUAUCAUUUCGUGUCAUCGCGGGAACAGAUGGAGAAAGACAUACAGAAUCACCUGUUCAUAGAGGCCGGUCAGUACAAUGAGAACCUUUACGGCACUUCUGUGGCUUCGGUACGCGAAGUGGCCGAAAGCGGGAAGCAUUGCAUUCUGGAUGUGAGCGGAAACGCCAUAAAGCGUCUGCAAGUGGCAGGUCUUCAUCCGAUCGCCAUUUUUAUAAAACCCAAAUCUAUUGAAUCGAUUAUUGAGAUGAAUAAGAGGACGACCGAAGAACAGGCGCGCAAACAAUACGAACGGGCGGUGAAACUGGAACAGGAGUUCGCCGAAUACUUCAUAGCAAUAGUGACCGGAGACACACCCGAAGAGAUCUAUGCAAAGGUAAAGCUGGUGAUCCACGACCAGUCAGGCCCUACCAUUUGGGUGCCCGCGAAGGAUAAGCUUCAAUGA